Molecule: messenger RNA, 3264 nt
Organism: Penicillium macrosclerotiorum
Lineage: Eukaryota; Fungi; Ascomycota; Eurotiomycetes; Eurotiales; Aspergillaceae
Product: cation-translocating P-type ATPase
Exons: 4
Coding region: 1-3264 (1087 amino acids)
Biological process (GO): intracellular calcium ion homeostasis; calcium ion transmembrane transport
Cellular component (GO): plasma membrane
Molecular function (GO): ATP hydrolysis activity; ATP binding; P-type calcium transporter activity
Source: RefSeq, a predicted model, not a curated record
AUGUCUCAGGAGAAACUUCAAUCCAAAGGUUCUCAGUCUCCUAGUGAUGCAGCCUCACAACAGUGCCUAUCUCAGCCAGCCCAUAGCCUCACGUGCGAGAAUACGCUCCUGGAGCUAGGCACAAACUCCGACGAUGGCUUGACAAGCAGAGAAGUUAAGCAACGACUUGAAAAAUACGGUCAAAAUCUGUUGGAAGGCGAUGAGGGGGUCUCCUUUGCCAAAAUUGUCAUUCGACAAGUCGCAAAUGCAAUGAUGCUAGUGCUCAUCAUUGCUAUGGCUGUCAGCUUCGGUAUUCGAUCCUGGAUUGAAGGAGGAUUUGUUGCUGCAGUGAUCGCUCUGAAUAUUGUCGUGGGAGUAUACCAGGACUUUGCGGCCGAAAAGACCAUGGAUUCUCUACGAUCCCUUAGUUCUCCUACGGGAGUGGUAACUCGUGAUGGAAAAACAAUCACUGUCCCUGCGAAUGAAAUUGUCCCCGGAGAUAUGGUGGAAUUGAAAGUUGGAGAUACAGUUCCUGCAGAUCUUCGAUUGGUUGAAGCCUUUAAUUUUGAAACCGACGAGGCUCUUUUAACAGGAGAGUCCCUUCCAGUUCAGAAAGAUGCCGAAGCCACCUUCGACACUAAUACCGGCCCUGGCGAUCGGCUGAACAUCGCUUAUAGCUCGUCAACCAUCACUCGGGGGCGUGCUCGGGGUGUUGUCGUCGGUACCGGCAUGAAAACUGAAAUCGGCGCUAUCGCUGCAGCUCUUCGUGGAGGUGACUCAAAGCGACGCCCAGUUAAGCGAGGGCCCGAGGGUGAAACCAAAAAGCGCUGGUAUCUCCAAGCAUGGACGUUGACCACCACCGAUGCGAUCGGACGCUUCCUAGGAAUCAACGUUGGUACUCCGCUACAACGCAAAUUAUCAAAAUUAGCGCUUCUCUUGUUUGGCAUUGCGGUCAUUUUCGCAAUUGUUGUCGCAGGCUCAAAUAGCUGGCGAGGAGAUAGCGAGGUAAUCAUUUAUGCAGUUGCGACUGGUCUUGCUAUGAUACCUGCUUGUUUAGUGGUUGUUCUCACAAUUACCAUGGCUGUCGGAACGCGUCAGAUGGUGCAGCGGCAUGUCAUCGUUCGGAAGCUAGAUUCCUUGGAAGCCUUGGGAGCCGUGACAAAUAUCUGCUCGGACAAGACUGGUACGCUCACUCAAGGUCGCAUGGUUGCCAAGCGCGCCUGGAUUCCUUCAAUUGGGACUUAUUCGGUGGGAUCAUCCAAUGAUCCCUUGAAUCCUCAUGAGGGCGAUUUGAGCUUGACUCCAGAGCCCCCGAUUAAAAUUGAACCUGAGUUGCAGGCUGGUACACCAACAUCGCCGGAGGAGCUUCUAGGGGACAACGAACUGUUGAAAUCCUUCUUGAAUGUCGCUGCCAUGGCCAAUCUUGCACAUCUGCAUAAAGAUGCCAAUGAUGAAUGGCAAGCCCGUGGAGAACCCACAGAUAUCGCCAUCCAAGUCUUUGCAUCCCGGUUUCAUUGGGGCAUUGAUCGCUGGACCAAGGGCGAGAAGCCUACCUGGUACCAAAAGGCGGAGUAUCCAUUUGACUCGACAGUGAAAAAGAUGUCGGUCAUGUUUUCUAAAUGUGACAAUGGUUCAGAGAAAACCUCCGAAAUGAUCUUCACUAAAGGAGCGGUUGAAAGAGUUCUCGAUACAUGCACAACAAUCACCUGGAAGAAUGGGUCUGUGCCUGUGCCUCUAAAUGAGGAAAUUCGCGACGAAAUUUUACAGAAUAUGGAGGCUCUUGCGAAGGAAGGUCUUCGGGUGCUUGCCCUAGCUGGUCGUGAAAAUGGACUUAACAGCAAAGAAGACAAAGAAUCCCUUCCACGAGAGGAAAUAGAGAAGGAGUUGGUAUUUUAUGGACUAAUAGGUCUGUAUGAUCCUCCUCGACCUGAAACUGCGGGCGCAAUCGCCCAGUGUUAUAAAGCCGGUAUCUCCGUUCAUAUGGUCACCGGUGAUCAUCCGGGUACAGCACGUGCUAUCGCGGCCCAGGUUGGUAUCAUUCCGUCAAAUAUGGAUAUGAUCGCGAGGGACGUGGCUAGUGCCAUGGUGAUGACUGCAGGAGAGUUUGAUAAACUCACUGAAGAUGAAAUCGACAAUCUCCCUACACUGCCGUUGGUUAUUGCUCGCUGUGCUCCAAAUACAAAAGUCCGCAUGAUUGACGCUCUGCAUCGUCGUGGUUGCUAUGUCGCAAUGACCGGUGAUGGUGUCAAUGACUCGCCGUCAUUAAAGCGGGCGGAUGUCGGUAUUGCUAUGGGCCAGAACGGCUCCGAUGUUGCCAAAGAUGCCUCAGAGCUGGUCCUUACUGACGAUAACUUUGCUUCUAUCAUUAACGGCAUUGAAGAAGGACGUCGAAUCUUCGACAAUAUCCAGAAAUUUGUUCUGCAUUUGUUGGCCGAGAACGUCGCACUGGCGUUGACUUUGCUUAUUGGUCUGGCCUUUAAGGAUGACACCAAUCAGUCUGUGUUUCCGAUUGCUCCAGUUGAAAUCAUCUGGAUUAUCAUGAUUACUUCAGGCCUGCCUGAUAUGGGAUUGGGAAUGGAAGCAGCCGCCCCAGAAGUUAUGGAUCGCCCACCACAGAGUAAACAAGGCAUUUUCACUUGGGAGAUUAUCAUAGACACGCUCGUGUAUGGCGUCUGGAUGGCAGCCCUGUGUCUAUCCGCCUUCGCCCUCGUUAUGUUCCGCUGGGGCGACGGAAAUCUUGCUAUGGGAUGCAACACGCAAUACAACGAUCCAAACACUGAUUAUACUUGUGACACUGUGUUCCGUGCACGCGCCACUACCUUCACAUGUAUGACCUGGUUUGCUCUCUUCCUGGCAUGGGAAAUGAUGAACUUGCGCCGAAGUUUCUUCCGAAUGCAGCCCGAUUCCAAGCGCUAUUUUACCCAGUGGAUGUACGAUAUCUGGAACAACCAGUUCCUGUUUUGGGGUAUCAUGGCUGGCUUUGUGCUCGCCUUCCCCAUCAUAUAUAUCCCGGUGAUCAAUCACAGUGUCUUUAAGCACUCGGCUAUUUCGUGGGAAUGGGGGAUUGUCUUUGUCGAGACAGUACUCUUCUUCGCUGGUAUCGAGUUUUGGAAGUGGUGUAAACGGGCUUACUUCCGCCGCCAGGCAUACAAAGAAAAGAAGAACGGUAUGGACGUACUUCAGGGCGAGCGUCGAGGACUAAAAGACUUUAGUCGAUAUACCACUAUGAGCCGUUCAGAGACUCAGGCAGACACUGAAACAAAGGUUGAACAGUCUUUGGUGUGA